Molecule: messenger RNA, 717 nt
Organism: Penicillium expansum
Lineage: Eukaryota; Fungi; Ascomycota; Eurotiomycetes; Eurotiales; Aspergillaceae
Product: MARVEL domain-containing protein
Exons: 1
Coding region: 1-717 (238 amino acids)
Source: RefSeq, a predicted model, not a curated record
AUGGCCAAAUCCACACCUCAAACGAUUGAUCAGUACUGGCACAAAAGCGGACUUUGCGGUGUUCUCAGCCGUGCUACCCUUCGCACCCUCCAGUUUGUCUUCGCUGUCACAGUUGCUGGUCUUUAUGGCGUCGAUUUAGCACAGGCUACGAAGAUCGAGAGUCAUGCCCACGCAGAAUGGAUAUACGCCGAAUUUAUUGCUGCACUCUCUGCUCUGACUUGCAUUGUGCAUUGCUUCGUUACUGUGACCAAGGUUGCAUGGUGCUCUUGGGAUGGGCUUCUGUUUGUCCUUUGGCUUGCCCAGGUGGGCGUUUUUGGGAACCUCUACACUUCCCAUGUCGACACAGAAUACGAAACUGCGACGGUGUCAGUUCCCCGCAUGCGCGCUGCGGUUUGGAUCGACCUGGUAAACAUGCUGCUUUGGUUUAUGACAAUGGUGCUCGGCAUUUCGUGGUGUAUCCGGACUCGCAAGGUCAAACGAGGGACGGAUCGAUUCGGUGUUGCCACAGAAGGGCUUAUCGGACCCGAUGGCAUGAAGGGAAAUGGCGACGAGGAGAGUGGUCCGUGGAGUGGACAGGAUAAAGAUGUGAAAGAGCAUAUGGAUAAAACCGAUGACGACAAGUGUGUGCAGGAGCAAAAGCAGGGGCACAUCAAAUCAUCGCCUGCGUUGGAGGACAAGGAGGAAAACUUCGACCAAGAGAAAAAAGGCCACACUUGA